This is a messenger RNA of Schizophyllum commune H4-8, 791 nucleotides long. RefSeq lists its product as uncharacterized. The record is from RefSeq and is a predicted model, not a curated record. Bases 422 to 658 code for a protein of 78 amino acids. Lineage: Eukaryota; Fungi; Basidiomycota; Agaricomycetes; Agaricales; Schizophyllaceae. The transcript has 2 exons.
GCGCAUGUUUGCCAUUAUCACAAUAGUCCUGGGCCGUGCAGGACAAGGGAGGGGGAUAUGCAAAGGAGAGAGCGCAGGUCAAUGCUGCAUACAAGUAACGAGUGAGGGGGGAGAACAGCGAUGGCGGCCGCGACCUUCAAGGGGACCUCCGGGGUAGACGGUCCAGCGGCUGUGAGAGGGAAGGAGCGAGCAGAUGCACGCCCGUCGUGAGGAAGGAGUGAUCUAGCGCGACCCUUGAUCAUUCUCCCACUCCAUUCAAUCACCACGCGUCUUGCUCCUCUCCUGGACCGGUAGCACGGUCCCUCUUACCUCGCUUUGGCUGGUCAGCAGGCUGCUCCUCUCCGAUGCCCUCGCCUGUCGCUUGACGUGUCGGGAGUCGGGACCGAGGGUGUGCGCUUGACGGGGGCGCGCGGCGCGCGUCAUGGGAUCCGCGGGCGGGUGGCUGUGCGCUUUCCGCCUGCCUCUGCUCCUGCUCUUAUGUGCGUCGCUGGCGCGGGCUGGACGGUGGCGCGGUGUUGUCCGUCCGUCGACCGCCGGCGCCCCUCUUCGCCCCUCUCGCACCCCUCCCUUGGCGGCCGUCACGUCACACGCGGACUUGAACCGCGACGUUUCCUUUUCGAGCGAGAAUUCGAGAAACGACGUGUGCCAUCGCUGUUGAACGCGAUUUUUGACUCCUUUCGAUUUGGGUCCUCGGACUGCCCGGGAUGUGUACUACCCGUGAAUGCAAGAUGAUUUGUAGCUUGACUGACCGAUUCCUGCACUCCCCGAUUUUAGGUGCCCUCAGCAACUCU